Messenger RNA from Trichomycterus rosablanca, 7114 nucleotides. RefSeq names its product calcium channel, voltage-dependent, L type, alpha 1C subunit (gene cacna1c). Bases 634 to 6747 code for a protein of 2037 amino acids. Gene Ontology annotation, molecular function: high voltage-gated calcium channel activity. The transcript is spliced from 46 exons. The record is from RefSeq and is a predicted model, not a curated record. Gene Ontology annotation, cellular component: voltage-gated calcium channel complex; membrane. Gene Ontology annotation, biological process: calcium ion import across plasma membrane. Lineage: Eukaryota; Metazoa; Chordata; Actinopteri; Siluriformes; Trichomycteridae.
CCAGACAAGUACAGCUGCAUUGAGGCAGGCGAGCGCUGUUCGCAAAGGGCCAACGUCAACUCCCUCCUUUCUCGUCUCUUCUGUGGAAGAGAUCUUCUGAAGUCCUUUCGACGUUGCGCACGCAAAGCAAGAUCUUCGCUCGUAAGGAUCAAUUAGCCUACAGCGGCAGACCCAUGAGAGCACCGGCCUGGAAAUCCACACAAUACAUAUUCGUAAAGAUUGCGUCCGAUUAAAUGCGGAUUUUUAUUUUGGAUUUUUUUUCUUGCUUGAUCCUAUGCUGGAUCUCAUCUCGACAAGAGUGUGACCCAAUACGGAAAUUUUUGACCAUCACCGGCAGCAAGUGGAGCUCGUGUCGUGUUUCUUAGACAGGGCCCGGAUGUUCCAAAGAUGCACUGGUUUGUUUUCCUAGGCGGGUCCAACGAACACCUCUUUACGUGUUUUAACCCCGUAAUGGGAAUCAGGUAAUAUUUAAUCAACUAACAAAAGGGAAUAAGUCAGGCACCGCGCUCUUUCCCCCAUUUCUUCCCCCUGUUCAUUUUUCACCUGGGGUUGUUUCCCUGCCGCCCCAUCCCCCUACUCAGUUUUGCCUCGUUCAUUAUACGGAUAAAACAAUUUGGACUACGUUUGUAGUCAAUGAGAGGAAAUAUGUACAUACCAGAGGAUACCCAGGAAAACCAUCACGGUUCCAACUACUCCAGUCCAUGUCUGGGUAGUGUGAAUAAACAGGAGCAUGGCGUUAUUGUUGGGGGCAGCAGCAGAGGUGGUGUGAUUGGCUUGGCACCUGAGCACAUCACAACCCCGGUUACUGCCCUUAGCUGGCAGGCAGCCAUCAACGCAGCACGCCAGGCUAAACUGAUGGGCAGUACAGCAGCAACACCCAUCUCCACUACCACUUCUACGCAGCGUAAACGUCAGCCCUAUAGCAAACCUAAGAAACCGGCAAGCACAGUAACCACACGCCCCCCACGUGCCCUCCUCUGCCUUACCCUUAAAAAUCCAAUCCGCCGAGCCUGUAUCAACAUUGUGGAAUGGAAACCCUUUGAAAUCAUUAUUUUAAUGACUAUUUUUGCAAACUGUGUGGCCUUGGCUGUCUACAUCCCUUUUCCUGAGGAUGAUUCUAAUGCCACCAAUUCUAACCUGGAACAAGUAGAAUAUCUCUUCCUUAUAAUCUUUACUGUGGAGGCAUUUCUGAAGGUGAUUGCAUAUGGACUGCUGUGCCACCCUAAUGCCUACCUAAGGAAUGGCUGGAAUCUUCUGGAUUUUAUUAUUGUGGUUGUAGGGUUGUUCAGUGCUAUAUUAGAGCAGGCCACAAAGGGAGAUGGAGGAACACCUAUAGGAGGGAAGGCAGCAGGGUUUGAUGUCAAGGCUCUGCGAGCGUUCAGAGUACUAAGACCCCUACGAUUGGUUUCUGGAGUGCCCAGUUUGCAAGUAGUGUUGAACUCCAUCAUUAAAGCCAUGGUUCCUCUUCUGCACAUUGCUCUGCUCGUACUCUUCGUCAUCAUCAUCUAUGCCAUCAUUGGUCUUGAGCUGUUUAUGGGAAAGAUGCAUCGGACAUGUUUUCUUUUUAGAGAUGGACAUAAAGGUCCUAUAGCUGAGGAGAAGCCUGCACCAUGUGCUCCAAACUCUGCCCACGGACGGCACUGCUUCCCAUCCAACACCACACAGUGCAUGAUGGGAUGGGAGGGUCCAAAUGAUGGCAUUACAAACUUUGAUAACUUUGCAUUUGCCAUGCUAACUGUCUUUCAGUGCAUCACCAUGGAGGGUUGGACAGAUGUACUUUACUGGAUGCAGGAUGCUAUGGGCUAUGAGCUUCCCUGGGUCUAUUUUGUCAGUCUCGUCAUCUUUGGAUCCUUUUUCGUUCUAAAUCUGGUUCUUGGGGUGUUGAGUGGGGAGUUCUCUAAGGAGCGUGAAAAGGCAAAAGCACGUGGAGAUUUCCAAAAAUUAAGAGAAAAGCAGCAGCUUGAAGAGGAUCUGAAGGGCUACCUUGACUGGAUUACACAAGCUGAGGACAUAGACCCAGAAAAUGAUGAAGAUGGAUUAGAAGAUGAAAAGCACAGAAAUUUGAGUAUUCCAGCAAGUGAGAAUGAAUCGGUGAACACUAAUAAUGCUCCAGCUGGAGAGAUGGAGGGGGAAGCAGGCUGCACACGCCUAGCAAAUAGGAUUUCCAAAUCAAAAUUCAGUCGAUAUUCACGUCGAUGGAAUCGCCUGUGCCGGCGUAAGUGUCGGGCUGGUGUAAAGUCAAAUGUGUUUUACUGGCUGGUAAUUUUUUUAGUGUUCCUGAAUACUCUUACCAUUGCCUCUGAGCACCAUCAGCAACCACAAUGGCUGACUGAAGUACAAGACAUUGCCAAUAAGGUUCUCCUUGCUCUCUUCACUGGAGAAAUGCUUCUGAAGAUGUACAGUUUGGGCCUGCAGGCUUAUUUUGUCUCACUCUUUAACCGUUUUGAUGGUUUUGUGGUGUGCGGCGGGAUCCUGGAGACCAUACUUGUUGAAACAAAGAUAAUGUCCCCUCUAGGCAUCUCAGUGCUGCGUUGUGUGCGCCUGCUGCGAAUCUUUAAAAUAACCAGGUACUGGAACUCUCUUAGCAACUUGGUAGCAUCUUUGCUGAACUCUGUACGCUCCAUUGCCUCUCUGCUGCUGCUGCUCUUCCUCUUCAUCAUCAUCUUCAGUUUGCUUGGCAUGCAACUGUUUGGUGGGAAGUUCAACUUUGAUGAAACACGUCGGAGUACUUUUGACAACUUUCCCCAGUCUUUACUCACAGUCUUUCAGAUUCUUACUGGAGAGGACUGGAACUCUGUCAUGUAUGAUGGGAUUAUGGCCUACGGUGGGCCAUCAUUUCCUGGCAUGCUGGUGUGCAUCUACUUCAUCAUUCUCUUUAUUUGUGGAAAUUAUAUUCUCCUCAAUGUCUUUUUGGCCAUUGCUGUGGACAACCUUGCAGAUGCAGAAAGCCUGACAUCUGCUCAAAAGGAAGAGGAGGAAGAGAAGGAGAGAAAGAAGCUUGCCAGAAUUGCUAGUUUGGAAAAGCGGCAAAACAGUGAGAAACAUCCAAUAGAGGAUGAAAAAAGAGAGGAGAAGAUUGAGAUGAAAUCAGUUACUUUGGAUGGAAAAACAUCAACCACCAAGGUCAAUAUUGAUGACUACACAGAUGAUAAGAAUGAGGAGAAGAAUCCAUAUCCAGUGAAUGACUUUCCAGAAGAAGACGAUGAAGAACCAGGAAUGCCAGUUGGUCCUAGACCACGCCCUCUUUCAGACAUUCAACUAAAGGAGAAAGCCGUUCCCAUGCCUGAAGCCAGGGCUUUCUUCAUUUUUAGCCAUACUAACAGGUUUCGGGUUUUAUGUUAUACAAUUGUCAACCACAACAUCUUUACCAAUCUUAUACUUUUCUUCAUUUUACUGAGUAGCAUCUCACUGGCAGCAGAGGAUCCAGUUAAAAGUGACUCAUUUAGAAAUCAGAUUUUAAGCUAUGCAGAUCACGUUUUUACAGGUCUUUUCACCAUAGAAAUCUUAUUAAAGAUGACAGCAUAUGGGGCUUUCUUUCAUAAGGGUUCUUUUUGUCGUAACUACUUUAACAUUCUGGACCUGGUAGUAGUCAGUGUCUCUCUCAUCUCCUCAGGGAUUCACAGGUCAAGUGCCAUUAAUGUAGUGAAGAUUUUGCGAGUUCUUAGAGUACUUAGACCCCUGAGGGCCAUCAACAGAGCCAAGGGCCUUAAACAUGUAGUCCAGUGUGUAUUUGUGGCUAUUCGCACUAUUGGAAAUAUUGUCAUAGUCACCACUCUGCUGCAGUUCAUGUUUGCCUGUAUUGGAGUGCAACUCUUUAAGGGCAAGUUCUUCUACUGCACUGACUCCUCUAAACAGACACAGACAGAAUGUAGGGGGACUUAUAUUCUGUAUAAAGAUGGUAAUGUUGGGAAGCCAGAAAGAGGUCAUCGUACCUGGGAGAACAGUGACUUCAACUUUGAUGAUGUUCUGCAAGGCAUGAUGGCCUUGUUUGCGGUGUCUACAUUUGAAGGAUGGCCAGGGCUUCUGUACAGAGCCAUAGAUUCCCAUGCUGAAGAUAUUGGCCCCAUUUACAACUUCCGUGUGGUCAUCUCCAUCUUCUUUAUCAUCUAUAUCAUUAUCAUCGCCUUCUUCAUGAUGAAUAUCUUUGUCGGUUUUGUCAUUGUUACCUUCCAGGAGCAGGGAGAGCAGGAGUACAAAAAUUGUGAGCUAGACAAAAACCAGCGGCAGUGUGUGGAGUAUGCUCUUAAGGCUCGGCCACUACGUAGGUACAUUCCUAAAAACCCAUACCAGUACAAGGUAUGGUAUGUGGUCAACUCCACCUAUUUUGAAUACCUGAUGUUUACCUUAAUCCUACUCAACACCAUCUGUUUGGCAAUGCAGCACCAUGGUCAGUCACCAUCCUUCAACAAAGCCAUGAACAUCCUCAACAUGCUCUUCACUGGUCUUUUUACUGUGGAAAUGAUUCUUAAACUUAUUGCCUUCAAACCAAAGGGUUACUUUAGUGACCCCUGGAAUGUUUUUGACUUCCUCAUCGUAAUUGGCAGCAUAAUAGAUGUCAUUCUAAGUGAAAUAAAUCCAGCCGACCUGUCCUUCGCCACCUCCUCCACUGUGGUAAGACCAAUGAAUACAGAAGAUAAUGCCAGAAUCUCUAUCACCUUUUUUCGACUCUUUCGAGUGAUGAGACUGGUAAAGCUGCUUUCACGGGGUGAAGGAAUUCGGACCCUGCUAUGGACCUUCAUCAAAUCUUUUCAAGCACUUCCAUAUGUAGCAUUGCUCAUAGUAAUGCUCUUCUUCAUCUAUGCUGUUAUUGGAAUGCAGGUAUUUGGAAAGAUAGCACUCAGAGAUAACAGCCAAAUCAACCGAAACAACAACUUUCAGACAUUUCCACAGGCUGUGCUUCUACUUUUCAGAUGUGCAACGGGUGAAGCCUGGCAAGAAAUCAUGCUAGCCUGUUCCCCUAACCGCCCAUGUGAGAAAGGCUCUGAAGAGGGCCCUACCAGUGAGGAGUGUGGUAGCCAUUUUGCCAUCAUUUAUUUUGUCAGUUUCUACAUGCUUUGUGCCUUUUUGAUUAUCAACUUGUUUGUGGCUGUAAUAAUGGACAACUUUGACUAUCUGACUCGGGAUUGGUCAAUCCUCGGACCACAUCAUCUUGAUGAGUUCAAGAGAAUAUGGGCAGAGUAUGACCCUGAGGCUAAGGGAAGAAUUAAGCAUCUGGAUGUGGUAACAUUACUAAGGAGAAUUCAGCCACCACUGGGAUUUGGCAAACUCUGUCCUCACAGAGUGGCAUGCAAGCGCCUGGUGUCCAUGAAUAUGCCGCUGAACAGUGAUGGCACAGUGAUGUUUAAUGCUACUCUGUUUGCUCUGGUGCGCACAGCCCUUCGCAUUAAAACUGAAGGCAAUCUAGAGCAAGCAAAUGAAGAACUGAGGGCUAUAGUAAAGAAAAUUUGGAAGAGGACAAGUAUGAAGUUGCUGGACCAAGUUGUGCCCCCAGCUGGAGAUGAUGAAGUCACAGUUGGGAAGUUUUAUGCUACUUUCCUUAUUCAGGAAUACUUUAGAAAGUUCAAGAAGCGAAAAGAACAGGGCCUAGUGGCUAAAGUACCUCCCAAGACUUCUCUUUCUUUGCAGGCUGGCCUGCGUACACUGCAUGAAAUGGGUCCAGAAAUAAGGAGGGCGAUAUCAGGGGACCUCACGGCAGAGGAGGAGCUGGAGAAGGCCAUGAAAGAAACAAUGUGCACUGCAUCUGAAGAUGAUAUAUUUAGGCGAUCCGGUGGUCUCUUCGAUAAUCACAUGAACUAUUACCAUCAGAACGACAGUCAUGCAUCUUUCCCACAAUCUUUUACCAAUCAGCGGCCACUGCACAUCAGCAAAUCAGACAGCCAUGAAGAGACACCAUCACAUGAAAAACUGGUGGAUUCCACCUUCACGCCAAGUAGCUACUCUUCCUCAGGUUCCAAUGCCAACAUCAACAACGCCAACAACACGGCUAUUGGUUGCUGCCACCAGAGCCUGUCCACUAUCAAUGUAGAUAGGCACACAAGACCCAUCUUCACACCUAGUCUACUGCCUCACUCCUCAUGGUGCUUCCCUAAUAAGAGCUUGGAAGCAACUGACAGUAAUCCUCCAUUAAUGAGUCAGGAGGAGUCAUUAACAGGAGAAAUAAAUAAUCAGAUGUUUUUAGAAAGACAAUGCCACCACAAGCAAGACACACUCGCCACCAAAAUGUUGGCACUGCAGGAUGAAGAGUGUAAACAGCAAGCUGUGAUGGAGAAAAGGGAUGUGGAGGAAGAAAAAAGAUUGUGGCAAAUUCGAAAAACGUUUUUCUGUUCCACAGCACUAGGUAGACGAGCUUCCUUUAACUUGGAGUGUCUGAGGGGACAAACCAUAUCAGAUGCCUCAUACAAGACAGCAUUGCCUCCGCACUUGGUCCAGCAUCAGGACUUCAUAUCUGAGGGGCUGGUCCACUAUGCACAGGACCCCUCAUUCAAUGAGGUGGCCAAGCAGGAGAGAACUGAUGCAUGUAACACGAGCAUGGAGGAAAUGGAGAAUGUAGCAGAAAACAUGCUUAACAGGCCUCCCAGCUUAAAUGGUAACCUUUUGCCCUAUAAGUGCUGUAGUGAUGCUGGGAGCAAGAACCAGGUGCUGAACAGAGCAAGAGAGACAGAGCAUCAUGAAAAUGGGGUAGGUGGGCUAAAGAGAGGCAGAGUCCUGAUAGAGAAUGAGGAUAUGGACUCUGUACCAAGCUUGUAGGAAGAACAUUAUCAUCAAGAAUUUUUUUGCUUUGCCCUGUCUGAUCAUCUCAGGAGCUUUCCUGCUCUGUCUGGGAACACUAAGACAUCCUCUUAACCAGAACAGUAUAUUUUAAUUCUGUGUUUAUUGUAGACAUAAGAAGCAGCUAAGUUAGUUGUUUUUCAGACAUGAAUGGCUGUAAGCAGACACUUGUAAGCAUAUCACCACUGAACAAGAGAGAGAAAAUGUGUAUCUAAAGUGCCUAAACAUUCUUAUAAGCCUGAAUGAAAGAUUAAUCAUUUGUCAUUUUAUUGAUAGAACAUGACUAAAAUUCCCCCGUGUUUGCUCAGUUAAGGUAAGUUUAUGUUUGUGUCUACAUCUGAGAAAA